AUGGCGACGAUCGAGGCGCGCGAACGGGGGCGAGCGGACGCGGCGUCGACGUCGGGGUCCACCGCGAGCGGUCGCGCGCGAGCGAUUGAUUUUUGUGUCUUUGUAGACAAUGCGCACGGCGAGGCGUUCGAGCGAAGCGGUUUCGCCGAACGUUUGCGAAGCGAUCCGGCGCUGGAUUCCAUGGCUCGACAUCGGCAGGUGAAGAAGGAGAUAAGUGAGGCCUACGGAGCGCUCGCGCAGUGCAGACGAGCGAUGCGGGAGCGAGGGAUCGACGUGCACGGGAGCGGGAGAGGGGUGACGUUCGUGGAGCUGUGCAGCGGUCGUGGGUUCGUGUCGCUCGUUCUCGUCGAUGCGUUUCCGGAGAGUAAGGUGCGGAUGAUUGAUAACGAUACAAAGAUGAAUGUGAGUCACGUCGAGCGAUUUUGUGAUCCGGAUCAGAUGUCUUUUCACGUCAUGGACGUGCGCUCGGAGGAGUGCGAAAAGUUUGUCGUCGACGCGUGCGAGAGCGAGGGCGCGGAAUGCGUCGUUCUCGUGGGCGUGCAUCUGUGUGGAGAUCUUUCACAUCGCGCGAUAGAGAUUUAUGAGCGCGUUCCGGGCGUCGCGGCGUUGGUUUUAUCGCCGUGCUGUCUGCCGCGCCGACGACGGCACGACGCGUUCGGAUUUCAUUGCAAAGACAUCGCGCGCUCAAUGUCCAUGUCUCCGUAUCAGUGUUGGACCACGCAGCUGUAUCUGCGGAUUCCUCAAGACGGCUCUAAGCGAGAUAUGAUCGUCGACGACGACGUGCUGUCGCAGCAAAACGCCUUUUUGAUCGCCCGAAGGCCUCUGAACGAGCCGUCGCUCGAGACGCUCUCGCUCUCUUCAAAGCUCGGCUGUCGCGUCGUCGCCGGUCGCUCGCGCGCCAAGUGGCGCGUCGUCCGCGACGCAUGA
This is a messenger RNA of Ostreococcus tauri, 927 nucleotides long. RefSeq names its product Methyltransferase domain. The transcript has a single exon. NCBI's taxonomy places the organism in Eukaryota, Viridiplantae, Chlorophyta, Mamiellophyceae, Mamiellales, Bathycoccaceae. Bases 1 to 927 code for a protein of 308 amino acids. The record is from RefSeq and is a predicted model, not a curated record.